This is a messenger RNA of Electrophorus electricus (electric eel), 1707 nucleotides long. RefSeq names its product radical S-adenosyl methionine domain containing 1 (gene rsad1). Gene Ontology annotation, cellular component: cytoplasm; mitochondrion. NCBI's taxonomy places the organism in Eukaryota, Metazoa, Chordata, Actinopteri, Gymnotiformes, Gymnotidae. Gene Ontology annotation, biological process: porphyrin-containing compound biosynthetic process. Gene Ontology annotation, molecular function: coproporphyrinogen oxidase activity; 4 iron, 4 sulfur cluster binding. The record is from RefSeq and is a predicted model, not a curated record.
GUCCGUGAAAUAGCUCCGUGCAGCAAAUCCUUCUGCUCUUAGCCACUGAUUUAAAAGUCAGUGCGUAAUUUGUUUCUUUAGAUGAGUUAAAAACAGUAAUAUAUGUGAUGAAUUCCUGAAACUUUAAUAAGAGGCGAGUUGGUUCACAAUAUGAAAAAGAAAGUGCAAAGAUUGCGACCUCUUUUUAGGCAAUACGUUUUUCCAUGUUCAGGCACCGAGGUUGCUAAGAUUCAACGCAGAGCUGUUAGUACCGACCAGCCUCUUCACGCACACGAAGCUUCCCUCUAUGUUCACUGGCCUUACUGCUUAAAGCGGUGUUCCUACUGCAACUUCAACAAGUACAUCCCUCGCUCAGUGAAUCACGUGUUAAUGACAGAGUGCCUGCAAAAAGAAACUCGGACGCUGUUGCAGCUCAGCCAAGUUUCUAAGAUUACCUCUGUGUUUUUUGGUGGAGGGACACCAAGCUUGGCACAGCCAUCUACCAUUGCUGCGCUCAUAGGGACUGUUUCCAAACACGCACAGCUCUCUGCAGAUGCUGAGGUUACCCUGGAGGUGAACCCCACGCCUGCAGGCAAAGCUAGACUCAGGGAUUUUGUGGCUGCUGGAAUCAAUCGAUUUUCCAUUGGGACACAGUCUCUAUGUGAUGCCAGUCUGAGGGUGCUAGGAAGGGACCACAAUGCACUGCAAGCUCUCCAGACACUGUCGGAGGCCAGGACACUUUGCCCUGGGCGUGUAUCAGUAGACGUCAUGUUUGGGCUUCCAGGCCAAAGUGUGGAGUCAUGGGAGAGUGAACUGGAGGAGGUGCUGUCUGUUUGCGAUGAUCACGUGUCUCUGUACCAGCUGACCUUGGAGAGGGGCACAUCUCUCUUCAGGCAGGUUAAACUGGGUGAACUGAGUGUGCCCAGUGAUGACAUCACAGCCACUAUGUACAGAUCGGCUAGAAAACGUCUCGAAAAGGCAGGCUUCCUUCAGUAUGAGGUGUCCAACUUUGCCAAAGAUAAUGCUGUUAGUGCACACAAUAUUGGCUACUGGAAGGCCCAGCAAUACAUAGGCAUUGGGCCAGGAGCACAUAGUCGCUUCGUUCCUCUGGCUCUGGGAGGCGUACAUAGGGAGGCACGCACUCAAACAUUGGAACCAGAUGUUUGGAUGUGGGAAGUGUGGCACCACGGCCAUGGAACACGCCGACGCAUGCAGCUUAGCCACCUCGGCCAACUGGAGGAGGUGUUGGUCAUGGGUCUGCGCAUGACUGAAGGAAUCUCCCACCAGCACUGGAAAAUGUUCAGUCCAGAAGCAAACCUCCAGGACAUUCUCGGCAUGUGUUCAGAUGUUGAGGAACUGCAAAAGAAGGGGCUUCUAAUCCUUGAUGAAAGGGGGCUGCGGUGCUCUUGGGAUGGCAUGGCAUUGUUGGACAGUAUUUUGCCAGUGCUGCUGCUGUCCUUGGAGACAUUGUUUCACAUGUGCAGACCCGCACCCUCUCCUGCCACAGUGGACUGACGGACAGAGAGGGAGGCAAUGGAGCCCCCUCCACCCCCCCAGUCAGAAAGGAGCAUUAAUUCCCAGCACAUAAAGGGUUCAUAUAUGGAGCUCACAGAAUUCAGGGCCCACAAUUCAGGGAACACAAAAAGAUGCCUUCCUCUUUUGUAAGGUUGUUUCUGAAAUUGGAGUGAAGAUUUGAGGUUUUUCCCCUGCAGAAGCACAUUGUGGCUA